AUGUCCCAUUCUGGAGACGCAGUAGAACUGUUUUACAGUCAGCAGCAGCAGCAGCCGUUUAUUCGAUCGGAACACGAAAACGGCGAUGAGAAGGAAAUGGACGUUUCGCAGCUGCAAGUGGCUGCAGACGCGCAUCAACAGCAGCAGCAGUCAGCGGCCUUCUCUCACGGAGACCUAGCACCCCUAGGACCUCCAGCUGCGAGCAACCAAGAAUACGUAAUAGUUUCACCACUGGAAACCGGCCCGUUGCCGCAUCCGGGACCAGGUUUUCUUGUCGGACCAGCUGCGGGGUUCGAACGACCCAUGGGUCAUUCGCCACCGGACAUGGCAACAGCACAAGAGCGCAGUGCGAACAUGGUCACAGGCCAAGGCGCUCUCGAAGAGCAGCAGCAGCAGCAUCGGACCGCAGCCGCAACGAUGCCGUACGGUAGCUACGAUGCUGCGAUAACGGUCAGCCCUAACGCGUACAGGAUGAUCCCGACGCCCUGCAAUGGGUUUCAGCCAGCUGCCGAGACGGCGGCACCGCCGCCGCCACCUCCGCCACUGCUAUCGCCGCCACCGUUACCGCCCCCACCGGCUCAAUCAAUCCUUCAGACCGUCUUGGAUCUGUCGCCUUUUUCCAAUGCGGCCCUUCCGUACGGCAUGAUCCCGCCACUGCAAGGCAACGCCGACAGCGGCUGCCUGCCGUUAACGGAGCCUCUAAACGGUAGUGUCGGUGUUGUAUCCGCAUGCCCUAUGGAGCCGUAUUUGGCGGUGGCGGCGGCGCCGCCGCCGCCGCCAUCGGCGUUCUCCCCUGCGGCGGCGGCGGAUGUUCAUGUCCCCGCGCACCUCUCCUGGAGCGCCUCGCCAAUAGAAGCGGCUCAACCGACACCCGCGCAGCUGGAGCUCCGUGAAGGACAACCGCUGCCGCUGCCUCUGUCGCUGCCGCCAGCAGACAUGCGCUUUGAGCCCGCGGAGGGUGAUAUGUACGGCGACAUGUACGGCAAUGCCAGUGGCAAUGUCAGUGCCGGCGAUGUGGCAGCUAUCCAAAUGGACCCUUUCGGGUCCUUCCUUACGGUGCAGCAGCACAUGCAGCUGCUGGCUUCACUGGCGCAUGAGAAUGCCAACCUCCACCACCUGCAGCCCCUGCAACAGCCGCCGCAGCCGCCGCGGCCGCAGCUACCGGCGACGGCACUCUCACCACCGACGUUGCCUGAGGAACCUCGCCUUUCUCUCGAGUUGCUGGGUUCGAGCCUGCCAACCAACAACGGCAUCGAUAGGCCUUCGAAAGCGGCUCAUAACGCCGACGGCUAUUCGAAACUGACAUGCAUCGCUGCCGGCCCACCGCUGGCAGUUGUGACGGGUACGGCAGCAAGUGGCGGUGGAUUGCCUGAGAGGUCCAUCAGCUUCAGCGGCUUUUGGGGACCCCAGCUUGGACCGAGGGAGGCGCCGCCGCCGCCGCCGGCGUCCGCGCCGCCGCUGCUGCUCUCGGCGGCAGCGCACCUCGACGGCAUGCCGCUGCAUUUGCUACAGCCUACGGCUGCGCUGGCGGAGCACCCUCCAGGUGCUACAGCCGUAAGCGGUAAUGGCGGGGGUGUAGAGGUGCCGACGCUGCAGCCUGUGUACGGCACUGCAACGGAGGCCGUCACACCACGGCUGAUUGCCAGUCAUGCCUCAUCCUUUGCGCUCUUCUCCCCGCCGCGCUAUGCCGUACAACCUGCGCUGCCGCCACAGCCAUCGGCGCCACUUCCUCAGCUGAUCUUCCCAGGGCAGUCACGUACGGAGCAAGAUUAUAUGGCGCCGCCGCCGCCGCCGCCCCAUCAGCACAUCUUCGUGCCUGUGGAUUGCACGGAAACGCAGCCGCCGCCACAGCCACCACAACCGCGUCAUGUGCAGCCGCAAGAUGCGCUGCAGCAGAGACUGCUAGCAAAAUUUGGACCUGGAUUGCAGUACGACACGCUAGGAGUUGCUGUACCUGACGUGACGCCACCGGAGGUGACGGCGACAGCGGCGGAGACCAACGAGGUGCCGGUGGUGGCGGCGGCGGCGGCGCUGGAGGGUCCGCUGUCAACGUCACCCGGCACCGUGGCCAUGGAACUCGACUUUGGAGCCGCCGCCGUUGAAAAGGUCACCUGCGGUGGCGGCGUUGACUGCAUUAAGGAGGGUGACGGCGGCGGCGACGGCGUCACGAGUGCAUUUCUACUAUCGAAUGGCUGCCGUACAGACGUGGUCGACGGCGGCCAUGGCCUUUCUCCGUCAGGGGCCCUUACUUGGCAGGUCAUGAACGACGGCGGCGACAUCAACGGCCACGACGAGCGGCUACAUGGUGUACUGCACUCGUUAGAUUCCUCGCCUCGAUUCGGCGUCGGCGGCGGUACGGCUACGGGUACGGGUACGGACGAUGCCGACAGUGGCGCUGCCGCCGCCGCGGGCGGCAAUUGCAAACCUUACAACAACAACAUCAACAACAACAACAAUAACAACAACAACGGCGGCGGCGGCAACGGCGGCGGGAUGUCGACGCCGACGCCGGCAGCUCUCGACUGCGGUAGUAGCCGGAUGCUUGACAAGGUGGGCCCCAGCGGCGCAAGCAGCGGCGGCGGUGGAGAGGGAAUCGCAGAGCGGCAGGGCAGCAGUACGGCAGCGGCGCAGCGAUGGCUGGAGGACGUUGGCGUGCCCGCUGAAGCCGGCACGCUGCGGAGUACGGCAGCGGGGCUCCAUAGCGCGGAUGUCCCCUGCGAAGGAUUACGGAGUGGGGGCAAUGAGGGCGCUGCCGUACCGGCGGCGACGGCGACGGCCGAGGGCGAGGAGGGGCUGGAACGUGGUAUCGCGGAUGAAGAUGUCCUUGACGACGGUGUACGGCAGUCGACGGAGGCGGAGGCUUCAGAACAUCGGGACACUGACUCGCUGAUGAUGCCGAAUGCGGCGACGGUGGAGGCGGCGGAGGCGGAAGACAAGAGCCGUGUUCUGACCAGCGGUACGGGCGCGGCGCCGCAGGCAUGGGACGAGCGGCAGUCGCGACGGCGGCGGUUGCUGCAAGUGCGGCGCAGCACGUAUCACGAGGUCGUACAGGUCGCAGAUGUAGCACCCCUCCUGGACCUUCAAGGAGUUCAGCUCUACACCAUCAACCAUGCAAGGGUGGUGUUUCUCCGCAGCCGGCCUCAGGCCCGGCCCCCCAAGGGCGCCGCAAUGCCCUCCCGUUGCGAGCUGGACGGUCGGCAGCUGAUGGAUGUGGGGGCCAGAUACUGCUCGCUGAGAUGUAAGAUCGAAAUGGAGUCGGACAACAUCAUGCUGGAUCGCGACAGCCCCGCCGCUGCGGCCGUCAGGACACACGUGGAGGCGAUGCAGGCCGGGGACGGCGGCGCCGCUGCCGGACCUGCCGUACAACCCGUUGACACGUCACUCCGGUCGUCUUCGGCGCUCGGUCGAUCUAUGGGCGCGCAUCCGCGCCGUACAACGAUGACGCUGACGAAGGAUCCGACGACACCGACCCUGGCGUCGGCGUCGGACGUUGGGCCGGACGGCGGCGCCGCCGGCGAAGCGCUGGCGGCGAUUCAAGAGCCAGGGGAAGAAAGCCGAGGCAAGCGGCGUCGCAUGGAAUCGCCGUACGAUUUUCUCGGUGGCGUUCGGGGCUCCGUCAGCUCGGGAUCCCCCUCCGGCCGUGGCGGCCAUCGCGGAGCCAUGCCCGUAAUUAACCUCGCAAAGUACCGUACGGCGGGGCCGAGCUCUGUCGUACGCCGUACGGAGCAGCGCCAGCGUCAGGCGCAAUCGCAGCCUCUGCAGGGCUCGCUGCCGCUGCCACUCAGCGGCGCACUUGGAGGGUACGGCAGCGACGGCGUCGAUGGCCCACGGCGGGGACGGGGGACGGUACAAGAACCUGACGCCGGCGGCGGCGGCGAAUAUAACGCCAACGGUGCCGCUGGGCUGCUGCUCCUGGGGAAGGCCGUCGCUUCCAGCCCGCGCAGGGGCGCGCAGCCACGACAGUCCUGCCUGGCGCAGCGUCCAGCGGCCGCGCAGGCCACGCCGCCGUCAGUGGCGACGGGCCUGCCGGCGGUGCCGUCGCCGUCUACCCUUGGGGGUAUCAGCUUGCUGGCGGGGCCGCCAUCGCCCUCCCUCGAUCUUCGGCGGCCGACGGCGGCGGCAGCGGCGGCGGGGCCGCCGCCGCCGCAGCAGCCGCAGUCGCCGCGUGGCCCCGGCACUGCCUCAACUGGCAUAAUCGCCGUGGCAGCAGCUCUAGCGGCCGGUUCGCCUGGUCGGGGCCAGCGCAGCAGCGGAAGCGCGGGAAGCCUAGGGGUUGGCGGUGGUGGUGGCGGAGGCGCCUCCGCCGUAACCGCCGGUGGGGGCGCCUUCAACUUGCCGCCGCUACCAGGCCUUGAGCCCGAUCCCCUAUCUGGGUGGGCCGCUCUCCUCCGCCUGCAACUACCGUUGGUGCCAUCACCACAACGGCCACCGCCGCCGCUGCCUCUGCCGUACUGUGACCCCGCUGCCGUGGCGGAGGCGACGACGGCGGCGGCAGCGGCACCACCAGCGGGCGCACCACCAGCGAGGUCGCCGGGGCAGCGGAGGAGCGGCAGCAGGGGCCCGGCGUCGUCGCGAAGCCCUGCCAGUGGCGGUGGGGGCGGCGCCGGCGCUGGCGCAGUUCCCGCUGCUACUGCAACUGCUGCCGCCACCUCGGCAGUGGCAGUGGCAGCAGCAGCGGUGGCGGCUUCCCGAGGCCACACCCGUUCAAGCAGCGCCCACAGCCUUGACAGCGGAGAUACGAGGUCCACGAGCAGCCACCGCCACCUUCAGCAACAGCACUUUCUGCAGCAGCAGACACAGUACCACCACCACAAGCGAAAGGGUGGCAAGCCGCAUCGGAGCGCGCUGGAAUGA
Messenger RNA from Volvox carteri f. nagariensis, 4854 nucleotides. RefSeq lists its product as uncharacterized. Lineage: Eukaryota; Viridiplantae; Chlorophyta; Chlorophyceae; Chlamydomonadales; Volvocaceae. The coding region runs from base 1 to 4854 and encodes 1617 amino acids. The record is from RefSeq and is a predicted model, not a curated record. The transcript is spliced from 13 exons.